This is a messenger RNA of Megalopta genalis, 4518 nucleotides long. Lineage: Eukaryota; Metazoa; Arthropoda; Insecta; Hymenoptera; Halictidae. The record is from RefSeq and is a predicted model, not a curated record.
AAAACAGUUACUUCAAAUGACUUCAGAAACCCCACAUUUCCCGAUAUUGAGUAACUUUUGGGACACUCUGUAUUACGUACUACAUAUUAUGGCCUAAGGUGGCACAUACAUAUAUAUAUGGUGUGUGUUUAAAUUUCAAAGUACAUAGUGGGGGUUAUGGAAAUUGCGCGCGUAUACUACAUGAUAUUGUAUUAGAUUUUUACGUGAAAUAUUGUAUUUUUGUAAACAAUUGACACGAGUUUUUUUAAAUGGAAGAGGUAACGUUCUCAGAUUUCCAAAAUGACGAACGGUAUAAAAAGUUGGAACGGACAUUAAAAUUAGCUUCUUUCAAGAAAAGAGUUAGACAAGAAGAAGACGAAUCAUGGCAUUUACCCAUGUCACCUAGUAUGUCCAGCAUUAAUGUGGACGCAUCUGAUGUCAAUACGAAUAUUCCAGAUUCGCGAGCCUUUAAAAUUGGCAGCGAAAUUGUUUCUUCUAGCAAAAAUCUAAGAAAUAUAGUGCUAAAAAAGAAAGACCUAAAGAAUAAUCUUCAAACUAUAUCCACGUCUAGUAUUAGAGACUUGAACAGUACGAAUGGCUUGCAAGAUCAUUUUAUGAUGCCACCUCCUAAUUGUAAUUUUAUUCCUGGGAGCUCUAAAAAAGUAAACAGUACACCAUUAGCUAAUAUCAACAGAAAUGCACCAGUAUAUUUGAGUAAAUGCGCUUCAUCUGAUACUGAUAAACAAUCUCUUAAAUUAAAUAAUUCUGCUUCCCUACAAAUUAGUCCUAAUAAAAUAGCACAUGAUAGAAUUAGAAUGUUUACUAGAUGGAAAGUCAUAUUAAACGAACAGAGACAAUUGAUCAUUCAAGGAAUAAUAAAUGGUAGCAAAUUUGCUAGAAGCAAGCCUAUUGUAAGGAGAAUAAUAUCAACUAAGGUUCAGUCUAUAUCUAACCAUAUAUAUCAUUUGGAAGGGAAUAUUGUUGACAAUGAAUGUGAGUUACCAGAUUAUGUCAGAGGUAAAUUUUACAAUGGAUUUCCGGACGACUGGGAGAAUGUUCAUCAGAUAUGGCAAUUGUAUAUACAACAGGGUUCCAGACUAACGUUUCGUUGGCCUACUCCACUCGCAGAUAGCGAUGAUGACAUAAGAAGAUUCACUGCGAAUUGGAUGUACAGUAAAAUGGUAACGUUCUCAGAUUUCCAAAAUGACGAACGGUAUAAAAAGUUGGAACGGACAUUAAAAUUAGCUUCUUUCAAGAAAAGAGUUAGACAAGAAGAAGACGAAUCAUGGCAUUUACCCAUGUCACCUAGUAUGUCCAGCAUUAAUGUGGACGCAUCUGAUGUCAAUACGAAUAUUCCAGAUUCGCGAGCCUUUAAAAUUGGCAGCGAAAUUGUUUCUUCUAGCAAAAAUCUAAGAAAUAUAGUGCUAAAAAAGAAAGACCUAAAGAAUAAUCUUCAAACUAUAUCCACGUCUAGUAUUAGAGACUUGAACAGUACGAAUGGCUUGCAAGAUCAUUUUAUGAUGCCACCUCCUAAUUGUAAUUUUAUUCCUGGGAGCUCUAAAAAAGUAAACAGUACACCAUUAGCUAAUAUCAACAGAAAUGCACCAGUAUAUUUGAGUAAAUGCGCUUCAUCUGAUACUGAUAAACAAUCUCUUAAAUUAAAUAAUUCUGCUUCCCUACAAAUUAGUCCUAAUAAAAUAGCACAUGAUAGAAUUAGAAUGUUUACUAGAUGGAAAGUCAUAUUAAACGAACAGAGACAAUUGAUCAUUCAAGGAAUAAUAAAUGGUAGCAAAUUUGCUAGAAGCAAGCCUAUUGUAAGGAGAAUAAUAUCAACUAAGGUUCAGUCUAUAUCUAACCAUAUAUAUCAUUUGGAAGGGAAUAUUGUUGACAAUGAAUGUGAGUUACCAGAUUAUGUCAGAGGUAAAUUUUACAAUGGAUUUCCGGACGACUGGGAGAAUGUUCAUCAGAUAUGGCAAUUGUAUAUACAACAGGGUUCCAGACUAACGUUUCGUUGGCCUACUCCACUCGCAGAUAGCGAUGAUGACAUAAGAAGUGAAGUAACAGAUCUCACAUUUGCAUCUAUAGAAAAUACAUCUCCACCAAAGUCAUUUGCUAAUUUGCAAACAAACCAGAACAAACAGAAUUUUACUGUGCUGAAUCCUAAUGCAAGUAAAGAUAAUCAGUAUUCUUAUAAGGACAGUAAAACAAAUAAAUUGAAGGAUAAAUUAAAUGUAAUUGUUAAUAGUAUAAAAGAUCAAAAUUGUUCCGAAGAAUUUGUUAGUAAAGUUAUUGAUAUAUUUGAUUGUUUACAUUAUGUUGUGUCAUAUGGAUCGAGUAAAGAGAAUGAAUCCAAUAUGGAAAUUUCAACAUCGAUGCAGAGUAAAAGUAUAGUGCAAGAACAAAAGAAACAUAUCAGCAAUGAAUCAAUUCCUUCAUACAAUCCUAUCGAAUGUGAAAUGGAUAAAUGUAAGAAUAUUAAUAUAUAUCAUAACAAAAAUACUACUUCUAAGGACUCCUCAUUAAAUAUGAGAAAUCACACUAAAACAAAUAGUCGCGUAGAUAAAGAUGCCUCCGAUAGCGAGAGUGAAAUUUAUACUGGAAUUCCGAAAAUUUCUACGGAGCGAAUAUUACAGCAAAGAGAAAUCUUAGUGAAGCCUCAUAAACGUAAAACAAGAUCAACGAAGCUUUCACAACGGUAUUGCGAGGCUCAGGGAAAGAAUAUUCAAAAUAGUAAUAAUAUGUACAGUAACGAUUCUGGUGUUAGUAUUAUUGGAGAUCAAAUAGAGUUUUCAGGAAUGGCAAAAUUAACGAAAUCGAAGGUAGAAAAUAACGUUAAUGAGAAUGUUAAUCUCGGUCAAACAGUAAGGGGACAAUCGAAAGGGUCCAAUGUCUCUACAAAAGAAAUAAGUGCUGAUAAAAUGCUAGAACAUUUUGUUGAAAAAGAUUCUAUGUCUCUUCAUAAAUUAACAAGAAAUGCUUCAAGCUCUUCUGAUAUAGAUGAAUGUGAUACUGGUGAAAUCAAUGGAACUGUAGAAAAUAAGAAUGUUGUUUCCGAAACAAAUUUUCAGAAUGAAGCUUCAAAGAAACGGAACUAUAAUGUCGCGAAUAACCAGUAUCAGUUAUUGAAUAAAAUAUGCAAGCCUGUUGUGAUUAGUUCAGAAGCUGUUGAUACAAAUAAAAUGUAUAAAGAAAUUAAGCAAGCUAAAACUGUUAAUAAAAAUGGUAAAGUAUCAGAAAAAGAGGUACAACCCCUGGUACAGAAAAAGUCUCCUAUAAAAGUACUUAACACUAUACAAAAUACUGAUUCAGACGCGUUAAUUGAUAAUAAUCGUGAAGAACAUGAAGGAUCAAAAAAUCUCAUACAGCUGAAUCAAAUACGUAUUUGUGGAGAAGAACAGGACAAAGAUGAUAUUAAAACUGAAAAAUUAACCGGUUGGACUCCGGUACUUAUAUAUAAUCCUGUGUUAUGUUUAACUUUUGAGGGAAAAUUACUGAACGAUGCUGGUCACGUUGUUAAACGAAGAUUUCGAACGGACGCUGUACUUCGUCGAAUAUCACCGAAAUUGGUCGAAACCAUAACUCAUAAGUUCUAUACACUAGUUGGCGAUUUAAAUAAUCACAAACAUGUGAUACCUAAACAGUUGGUCACUCAAUGCCGUAACGGAUGUCCGACAAGGAUAGAUCAGUUUUGCAAGACAUGGGAAUCAUUGCAAAAUGCUGGUGAAACUGAUGACGAUACAGAAAAUAAUAUCCAGAAUAUUCGCAUGAGCUCGAAAGGCAGGAGAAUUAUACCUCCGUUAAGUUAUUGGACUGGUGAACGUGUUUCUAUGAAACAUAAUAAAUCAGUGUAUACUCCAGGUUCUUCACAUGACUCUUCAGUGGAAUAUAUGAGUAAAAGUCUUAACAAAAAUAAAUCUAUGAAUAAAACAACGAAUCAAGAAAAUAAUUCAAACAAGGAACAAGGUUCGAAAGAAUUUAAGAGUCCAGAAAGCACUGAAAAUACAAAAGGAGGCGUGGUGAAAGGAAGAAAGAAAAAGAAAAUCGCUCAGGAGCUAUCAGAUUCAAGUGACGCCGCUGACAUUAGAAGUCCUCCUGCGAGCAAGAGACAAAGGUUCACUGCGAAUCUGCAAGAAUCCUACACCGCCGUAUGCACGACAAAUAGUCCAAGAAAAUUGGUAAAUGAUUUAUUAUUACGGAUUUUUGAUUGGAUUAUUAAAGAAAUAGUUGUACAUUGUUCAUUCUUACAGCGUAAACGUUGUUUGGAAAAUGAAAGAACCGAAUGGAAAGCAAGAUCAAAUACUGAACAGAUUACAUCACCAGUUAAUGAAAUGUCGACGGAUCAAUCUAUAUCCGGGAAUCAUUAUAACGUAAAUUACUUUUGUUACCGAAGUAAACGUUGCCCGAAUGACACGUUAUCGGAGGAUCAAGAAUCUUAUGUACAAUAGAAACUUAUCUUUUAGUUGUGACUGAAGAGAAGUAAUGUAAAGUUUUAUAUGUAUUUCGUGAAUAAAACAUACACAAAAAAUCUGUACAUCUUAA